AAACAUUAAACACAACGCUACGCGACACAACUGCGUUCAACAACACCAACACGACCUCGAUCACGUCUACCCGGCACAUAACAAAUUAUUGUACUAUUAUUGUUGGCAGGUCGUUUGUUAUUGUUGUUGUUACUGCGUUGUUGCUAUACCGUCGACCACCACUGCAUCAUAAACGUCCGGGUUCCCGUCGCCCCGUCAGUCCUUUACUCCGAUUCCGUCAGUAACGACACUAACCGCACAGUACAUUGCCACGCACCACCACACUGUUCAGUAAAAAUCGCUUUGGUCCACGUUGUACGUUCGCCGACAAUAAUUGCCCCUAAUAGUCACUGCUGCGCAUAAUAAUUUGCCAUCGCCAUGGAAGACGAAUCCAAACUUAAAGCCGGACAUGCCCAAGCAGUAAAAGCCGGUGGCAUGCGCAUCGUGCAGCACAAGAACGUCAACUCGACCGCCGACAAGAACUCGGCAGCCGAUGAAGCCAACUCGGUAUUGAAAGUCUCGACUAGUCCUCCCAAGCAAUCGGUGGUACCGGUCCACGCUCACAACGAUUAUCCAACUCAGGCCGUCCAAAAGACUCACGAAAAGCCGAUGCCCACUCACGAGAUGAGACAACACACGUGCACGAAGCCGACCAUCCAUCAACCACGCAAAUGAACGCCAUCGCUGCAACGUUGACGCGCACACAAGACUGGGUUCGGGGAUGCACGUCGUUCGACGUGUUCCCGGAUUAUUCUUAUUCUUUAUUAAAUAUUAUUACGAUUCUAUUACAUUCAAAACUAAAAUGAUUUUUAGCCACAAGGCUUAAGUUUUUGCAUUUACUUUAUGAUAUAUAAUUUUUCAUCGUUUUUUCCUCCUACCUAUAACAUUUCUCGUGUUUUCAUUCCAUUACUAUAUAUUAUUUUAUAUCUAUUUCUAUAUAUGUAUAGCCGUUAUUGUAUUUUGGGAUGUUAAUUUGGCGUCAUUUUCGGGAAUAAAUGGGUUAUGGAUUGCGAUUACAUUUCACAUAAUCAAAUCCAGAUAAAUCUAUUGAUUUUAUUUAUAUAAUUCUAUUUUAAAUAAAGUUUUUUUUUUCCAA
This is a messenger RNA of Aphis gossypii (cotton aphid), 1075 nucleotides long. RefSeq names its product death-associated protein 1. The record is from RefSeq and is a predicted model, not a curated record. Gene Ontology annotation, biological process: negative regulation of autophagy; cellular response to amino acid starvation; apoptotic signaling pathway. The transcript has 3 exons. Gene Ontology annotation, molecular function: death domain binding. The coding region runs from base 358 to 654 and encodes 98 amino acids. NCBI's taxonomy places the organism in Eukaryota, Metazoa, Arthropoda, Insecta, Hemiptera, Aphididae.